Molecule: messenger RNA, 6300 nt
Organism: Danio aesculapii
Lineage: Eukaryota; Metazoa; Chordata; Actinopteri; Cypriniformes; Danionidae
Product: calcium/calmodulin-dependent protein kinase type IV
Exons: 11
Coding region: 563-1879 (438 amino acids)
Biological process (GO): protein phosphorylation
Molecular function (GO): calmodulin binding; calcium/calmodulin-dependent protein kinase activity; ATP binding
Source: RefSeq, a predicted model, not a curated record
UCAGUGUGAUAUUUACCUUUGUAACGACAUUUCCCUCAUCUUAACGCUUUUCACAGUAACCAUUGGGUUUUUGAGAAGCAUCAAAUAAGACGCUGUAUUUUUUUCUUCCGGCGGAGACAAAUGCAAGGAUGAUUCUGUCGCCUGUGGCAUCGGGAAACGCAGGAUUAAGAUGUUUCCUUAAUUUCAUGUGUCGUGGGGAGGUUUUAAGUGCGAUGUGCGAGGGCCUUUAACAUCUGAAGAACCAUGGUCAAAAUUAUUUCCGAAAACCGCGUACAAAUCCUAAUAUAGCAUAUUGAUGACGUAGGAUAGAUAAAUACAUUUUUCUGGGUUUAGAAAAUAUUCUGGGUUUAGUGAAUAGCUAGUCAUCAGUGAUGUGUCUGUACUGACUACGCGCACUGAUACAUAAUAGUAAACCUGGAUAUUUUAGAUCAGGAACAGAUUUAUAGACUAAAACAAAACCGUACCGUUUAAACUGACACCCAGAUGUGAAAAAAAUCGGUUUUCUGGCUUCCCUGAUCUGAGGGAUUUGUAGGCUAUUGGAACUGUCAUCGGAGGGUCCAUCAUGCCCACCUCUCGAUCAGACGCGCGCCCUGUGGAAUAUUGGGUCGAUGGCUCGCGUCGAGAUGCGACAGUGGAGGAUUUCUAUAACAUGGGCCCAGAAUUAGGCAGGGGUGCCACAUCUGUUGUGCUUCGUUGUGAAGAGAAGCAGACUGAGAAACCUUACGCUGUGAAGGUCUUGAAGAAGACUAUUGACAAGAAAAUUGUAAGGACAGAGAUUGGAGUUCUGCUGCGUCUGUCUCAUCCAAAUAUUAUUCGUUUGAAGGAAAUUUUUGAGACAGAAACAGAGAUUUUUCUCAUACUAGAACUGGUAACAGGUGGAGAGCUUUUUGACAGAAUUGUGGAGAGGGGCUACUAUAGCGAAAGAGAUGCGGCUCAUGUUAUCAAACAAAUCCUGGAGGCUGUGGCGUACUUGCAUGAGAAUGGAGUUGUUCACAGAGACCUCAAACCAGAAAAUCUUCUCUAUGCUGAUUUGUCAAUAGAUGCACCACUUAAGAUAGCUGACUUUGGCCUUUCCAAAAUAAUUGAUGAGCAAGUGACAAUGAAGACUGUAUGUGGAACUCCUGGCUACUGUGCUCCUGAAAUUCUCAGAGGAAAUGCUUAUGGUCCUGAGGUUGACAUGUGGUCUGUGGGAGUCAUCCUUUAUAUUUUGCUGUGUGGGUUUGAACCGUUUUUUGAUCAACGGGGGGACCAAUAUAUGUACAGCCGCAUUCUUAACUGUGAUUAUGAGUUUGUCUCCCCCUGGUGGGAUGAAGUCUCUCUCAAUGCAAAGGACCUGGUUAAUAAGCUCAUAGUCUUAGAUCCUCAUAAACGUCUCACAGUGAAGCAAGCUCUUGAGCACCCAUGGGUUCUUGGAAAAGCAGCACGAUUCUCCCACAUGGACACAACACAAAGGAAACUACAGGAAUUUAAUGCUAGGCGCAAAUUAAAGGCUGCUAUGAAAGCUGUGGUUGCCACAAGCCGCAUGCACGAGGGUUCACGACGACGGACUGAUAGCUGCGAGAUGCCUAACACAGAUAAGACCUCAUGCCAGAGCAGCAUACAGAAAGAAAACACCACAAAUUCUCAAAGAGAGCCCAUUUCCAUCAAAGAGGGAUCUGGGCAAGUUGCAGAUGGGGCCCUGGGGCCCUCGAGUCCUACCCCUCAAUCAACUCCUAAAUCUAAACCAUUUACCCAGUCUGGGCCAAUGCCUACCCGUCCACCCCUGAUAGCAGAAGGACACAGGCAGACCUCUGCCAUACCGAAAGCUCCGGUGGUACGGCCGAGGGAACCCAAAAAGAGCUUCUCAGUUGAUCCCGGAGGCAAACAUGAGGUUUCAUGAGUUCAUGAAGUUUCAACACCACACCACUCUGUCCUAAUAUCUUCAGUAAUGUUUUCUCCAUGAGUGUGAAGGUAGGUAGCAAUACAGCAGAAUGAUCUAAGGAAAAUGAAAGACAAUUUAUUCUGCUUCUUCCAUUUUUGCCAUGUGAUAUUUUGAUACUGGAUUGGUGUAAUAUGUUUUUUUUAAGCUUGUGAAGGGAUUUAGCUUUAAUUACAACUUUAGGUUAGCAGCAACAUACAUAAUUGUUAUUUUCUUAGCACAAGUAUUGUUGGGAUCAUGUAUCGGUAAUCUUGUGGUAGUAUAUUUGUUUAGGAAUUAUUACUCAAAUACCCUAUAAUUUCUACUUCAGGGUGUAUUCACACUAUAGGCACAGUUGCCUUGAACCGAUUGCCACCCCCCUUCCCUCUUCUCUAACGGCCCACAUUCACACUGCAUUUUUGUACUGCUAUUGCUUAACUUAUAAUGUAUUAUUUUGAGUGAUUUGGAAUGUAGUGACAGCCAAAUCUUUUGCUGAACAGAUCCAGGGCUUUUGACACUCCUACAUUUUCAUAAAAGUCAUUUUGCUGCAUGUAUUAGGAGGUUUGCUGAAGGUGACUGAUGGAAAAACACAAGGGGUAUGCAUCUUUGGUAAAUUAUGACAGUUUCCAUUCAUUAAAAAGUAAGAAUGAGUAAUAAAUCCAUACGAAACAGUUGCUUAAAAGUGAUGUCAAAUUUUCAGUUUUGCGCUCGGGUGCUCUUUGCACUUACACUACAAGCGCACUGUGACCCAGUCCAACCAAACCACUCUCUGGGCCACCUCUUCCAACCGGGCCAAGGACAGCCAACCGAUCCAUGCCCAGGCAUGACACAGAGCACUAAGGGCAUACUUACACUAUGUACAGUUACCUUGAUCCGUGCCGAAGCAUGAUUGUCCCCCCUCACAUCUCUCUCGACAGCCUGCACUCACAUUGCAUCUGAGCCAGAGUACGCUUGCGUCAUCGAUGAUGCACUGUUCAGUUUAACAUAAGAGAAGCGUUCUCUCUCAGCACAGUGGAGAUUUCUUUUGUUAUACCAUUUUAGUAAUUUGAUAUGCAAUGACACACAGUCAAAUAUUUCGCCAAACAGAUCAGCCACUUUUGACGUUUAUAAAUUGUCAUAAAAGUCUGCACGUAUUAGGAGAUCUGCUGAAGGUGCAGCUGACGUGCAGUGAGGGGUUUGCGACUUUGCGUCUUUAAUAAGCUACAGCAGUUCACGUUCAUUGAACAGUAAAAAUGAUUAAUUAAUCCAUGUCUUGUCUUCAGUUUCAGCUCAGGCGCGUUUUGCACUCACACUACAAGCUUACCACGCCAAAGCCCAAGUGAACCGCGCUAUGGCACACUUCUUCCUACCGGGCCAGGGCCGGCCAACUGAACCGCGCCUGGGCCCGAUUUAGAGCACUAACACUUCUCAAACGAACCGGGAAAUGCACCUGGGCACGGUUCGGAUAGCAUAGUCUGAGUGUGCCCUAACUAGAGAUGCGCGGUUGGCGGUUACAGCCGCGGACUCCGCGGAUAAACCGCGCAUCGGGCGGAUGACGUGACAAAAAAUAAUAUUUUUAUUAAAUUCGGGCGGGUGGCAGGCGGUUGUACCAAUCAAAUAAAAAAAUAUGUAUAAAUUGUUAAAUAUGAUCUGACUAUACCUACAUCCAAAAAACCGAGCACACUUUGAACUAGUCAAAUUUUCAUCAGGUAGAAAUAUGUCUAGUCGAGUCUAUGAGCAAUAAGUGCUGUGAGCUAGUGCUCCUUAAGUGCAGCAGGGCGCGUUAUAGAGGCCAGGCGCUCUCGUCUGAAUCCUGGCACUGUAGAUGCUAUUUUAUUCCUGCAUAGUGCCAAGAAAAUUCAAACUAGACCUAAGGUCAGGCAUAUUAAACCAAUUAGCCUAUGUUAUCUAGACUACACAUAGCCCAUGUUCAAUAUAAACUUUUGAGUUCGGUCGCUGAUAAUUUUACAUUCAUAUUGGUUUAGCCUGUUCUAUUCUAGACAUGUUGUGUAUUAGUUAUUUGGCCUCGCUUUUACGUUCUGAGGCUUAAGGUUAUUUUGCCAGAAUUUCUUUGUCGCAAGCGUAGUAUUUCAUUAUGCUUCAAGUUUGUGGGGAUGAUCCUAAAUCCAUGGGUUAUUGGGGCAUAUAUAGACUUGUCAUACAGGCAAUUUAGCUUGGUCAGACUUCAUGUUUGCUCAAAGAGGGAUGGCAUUUUUUUUUUUUUUGCUAAUUUAAUUUCUAAUUGUGGGGGUGACUGAGCCUAUAAGGCUUAGCUACGAUAUGACGUAUUUAUUUUUAUUUUUCAACUGUUUGCCAAAGCAUGCGACUAUAGCCUAUGCCUACAUUAAGAUAUUUAUUUUAAUUAUUUUUAAUGCCUGUUGUUUCUUUUGGCAUAUAAAAUAGGCAUUGUCUGAUAGAGAUAUCAAUAGAGGUUCAUCUGUGUCGCAGAAUUGGUGUUGUUUCCGAUUUCUACAAGCUCAAUAACAUCCACAGCAAAAAAUAAAUAAAAAAUAAAUAAAUAAAAAAAUAGUCGAAAAACUGUGCCCAUUAAUUAGAUGUGCAAGGCAAGCAGAUAAGUUUUUGGGGUUGCUAUGGACAACUACAAAUGUGAACAUUAUUAGGCUAUAAUGUAAAUGACUUAUUAUUCUAUCUAUUUGCUAAAAAAUAAAGUGAAAUAGGCAUUUAGUAGUAGGCUAAAUAGCAGCAUGUUGAAAUGUGUCAAAAUGCGUUUUCUAUUAAGCUACAAUAAAAAAAAAGUACAGUACAGUGCGUUUAAUUUAGACAAUUUAUUUAUUUUUGUCCCUGUGCGCCGAUUGGAGACGGAGUUCACUGCUGAUAUUCGUGUUGGAUAUUCUGAGAGCUUUAUUGACCUUAUUCUUCAGUGCGGAAGUGCGUGCGUUUUUGUGAUUGUUUUAGAACUUCCGAUUUAUUUGCUUAUGGGACAAAUGACUAGGAAUAAUAAACGGCAAAAAACGGUCAAACUACUUACUCUACAAACAAGUGUUUGCAUUACUAUACAGACAAAGUAGAAUAAUAUAAUAAGAAAAUAUCAGUUUGCAACAUUGAGCAGCAAAACGAGCUGUUUUUAACGUUCAAAAUGAAUGGAAGUGAAUGAGACCGGAAGUUUCGAGCCAAAAUGAUUCAAAUGGCUGCGCCCACUGGUACGCGGAGAAUAAGGUGAAUAGGGUGCUUCUCAUUUCUUAUUUGUGCAUCCUCGUUUCCUUUCCUUGCUUUCUUUCCUCGUGUCUUAGCUCCACCCCUCCGGGAUGCGAGGGAAGGACGCAAGGAAAAGACUCGAGGACCGAGGAAUCGAAUUAAGUGAAAAGACACGUCCUCGUAUCGUUUAGCGUCACUUCAAAGCAUCGUCAAUUAAUGCUGGAUUUGGCUUGCACGUUUGGAUUAACUACAUGUCUACGUUAAAGUCAUUCUCUAUUCUCUAAUAAUCAAUAAAGAAACAUUCAUUUAAUAAUAAAAAGGAAUAAGCCAUUCAAAUAAAGAGCCCAAUCAGCAGAUGGCGGGCCGGUGUGGUUUUAAAAAUUGGUCAAAAAUAUUGGUGCGGAUGGAUGGCGGACGGAUGAUGAGUUUUGUGAUGCGGUUGCGGAUGAAAUAAAAGCCCAUCCGCGCAUCUCUAGCCCUAACACUUGUCAAACAAACUGGGAUAUGGGGAUCAAAAAUGCCUGGAAAAAGUUUGGAUAGCCUACUCUUAGAUAACAGAAGGAUAUGAAGUAACGUCACAAUCAAGUUUUAUGUUUUCCCUGGCUUAUUGUAGGCAGUUCAUCAUCUAUCAAAUCAAACUAAUCUAAUUAAUGGUUACCACGCUGAUGUCACAUUUAGUCACCUCCUUUUCUGUAAUCAUCAUAAUCCACUCCAACUUCUGGGGAAGUUUUACAGACUGCCACAUCUAAACUAACCAUAUACUUUAAGAAAUAACUGUUUGAGGUGGAUUUUACACAACUAGCAUCCUUCAGCCACACUGUCUACCUCCUCUACUGUACAGGGGCUUCCAACUUCUCAAACAGAAUAUUCUGUAAAAAUCUUGUAUGGAAGGAAGAAUGGAACCAUAUUUUUAAGUUUCGUUGUUAAGGGCUGUUUUUGUGAACCAUAUGUAGGCUAAAUUUUACUGUUUCUAUUAACAUGUAACAAUCUUACAAAAUGUCACAGUAUCAUGCUGUUGCUUCUGUUUUUACUUUAUUUUGAUCUUUGCAAAUAAUGCUUUUAAAAGCAUGCUGACAUAAACAGUAGCCUGUUUAGACGUCACUGAAAUGUGAUAAUUCUGUAUGAAUAGCCUAAUAGCCUACUAAUACUUGGCAAUUAAGUGUAUUCACUUAAUUCUUUGUUCAAUUGCAAGCCCAUGUGGAUACUGUUUAGGUUUAAGCAGUACUGUCCAUGUUUGCAAGAUUAAUAAAGUCUGCUUUUAGAUGCUG